Messenger RNA from Symbiodinium sp. CCMP2592, 2214 nucleotides. The record is from the annotation of a GenBank genome assembly. Lineage: Eukaryota; Dinophyceae; Suessiales; Symbiodiniaceae.
AUGGCGAUGCAAGUCACAGACGUGACCCAAGAGGAGCUGGAUGAGCCGACGGCCCUCUCAGGUGCACCGGCCCAGCCUGAGGCAUCGGCAAAAGAUGGCCUUGCCGAGGUCAACACAGAUGUGCAAGAUGCGGCUGAGACAAGUCGAGGCAUGAAGCGCUCGCAUGGGUUUCCGUGGGUAGCACGAAAGCUUCCGAGACUGUGGAAUCCAAUGCUGCGAGCCCCGCCGAGAUCGUUGAGUCCAAUGCUGGGAGACCCACCCAGAUCGUUGAAUCCAAUGCUGCGAGCCCCACCGAGAUCGUUGAAUCCAACGCCGCGAGGCCCACCGAGAUCGUUGAAUCCAAUGCCGCAAGCCCGACCCAGAUCGUGGAAUCCAACGCCGCGAGGCCCACCGAGAUCGUUGAAUCCAAUGCCGCAAGCCCGACCCAGAUCGUGGAAUCCAACGCCGCGAGGCCCACCGAGAUCGUUGAAUCCAAUGCCGCGGGCCCCACUUCGGGCCCAAGACGCUUCCAGAGACCCAAGGUGGCAGGACUGGGCCAACAGAUGGUAUGGGUCUUGCCCGAGCAAGCCCAGUGGCCGAAAUGCAACUGGGAAUCGGACCCGAGACGAUUCGAGAGACUCAAGAGAUUCCAGAGAUUCGAGAGACAGCUGGCAGAACGGAUGGCAAGGGUCCUGGGGCCCACAUGAAGCUUGGAAUCGAACUCGAGAUGAUUCAAGAGACUCCAGAGACUCAAGGGGCUCCAAGGAUUCUCGAGAUGACUGGCAUGGAUGGUGGGAGCCUUCGGGGAAUCACCAAGCUUGGUCCAGGGAUUCUGUGACUGCGUGGCAGAGGCCUGAGAACUCCUCGGCCGGAGGGGAGACGACUUGGGCGCUAAAGGAGCUCGCUGAGGUUCGGAAAAAGCUGGUUGCCGCCGAGGAAGCCUUGUGCCACGAGAAGAGUCUGCGCACCAACUUGCAGCAGAAGCAAGACCUCGAGGAGAAACAGGUGCAGGAGCUACAGGCAAGCUUGCAGGAGCAACAAGAGGAGCUAGCGUUGCUCAAGGACGCAGAGGCCAGCUGGCGGGAGCAGCAGUGUCUAGCUAAUGAGAAGCUACAGCAGCUGCAGGCUCAACUGAAGGCCGAGAAUGUUCGGCGGAUCCUUGCAGAGGAGCAGCUCGAGAAGUUGCGACCGCUCACAAGUUCUGUCAACCAUGGGGCAUUUUGGCAGUACGAGCUAGACGGUUGCUGGCACGCAUUCACACCUGAGGGCAGCGAGCAGAUGCACCGUGCCUAUGUGGCAUACCUCGCCGACGGCCAGAAGCGUGGCACUGCGACCAUAGUAGCUGGGGGUGUUGCGCGCCUGAUUGAUUUCAGGCGAAUGACCCAGCAGCAUGCCAUCACCAAAAAAGUGCGCAAUAUCCGCAUUCGCAUGGGGGUACCUGUUGAGUGGGAGAGUGGCCCAUCAGUUCUGCUGACGCAGAGCGACAACUCGGAAUCUUGCUAUGUGGAAGUGAAAGACCAACCUAUGCUCGAGUGGAUCAGACUCAUUCUCAUAAAGACAGGCCACUUUCGUGACAGGUCAAGUGCUUGCUUCUGCAUGCAGAAGGCGACAGUCAAGUCAGUCCAUCGCAUUGAGAACUUUCGGCUUUGGCAUCGUUAUCAGGCCAGGCUUGCUGCGAUGAGGGAGGACCAUGCGAAAUACAACGUCUCUGUGCAACAUACAGAUCUCGAGUUAGACUUUAGUACACGCUCGGGCGUGAUGACUUUUUCUCAAUCUUAUCUGAGCUGUGGGGAGCCCAUGGCCUCUGAUGUGCAAGAGAAGAUACUGUUGCAUGGUACCUCCUGGGAAAAUGCUGAUGCCAUCGUCAUGGACGGUUUCGAUCACAGGACCUGCGCUCGUGGUAUGUAUGGGGACGGCGUCUGCUUUGCGGGUGCUGCAUGCAAGUGCCACCAGUACACAUGCCAAACACACAGUGGCAAGGCGUGCUCGUGUAAACACGAGAGGACCUUGAUCAUUGCUCGUGUGGCGCUUGGUGAUGCUUACCAUGCAUCUCAAACCCGAAAAGGGGAACGUCGGCCUCCGAAGAGAGAUGGGGCAGCAGGUACACAUGGUUCUGUCGUUGUGAAUCCUGGGCGAGUCCAUGGGCAUCACAAUCCCAGUCAAAUUCACCAGGAGUUCGUCAUUUUUGAUCGAGAGCAAGCCUACCCGGCGUUCGUUGUCCAAUAUGUGCUGUAA